Didymodactylos carnosus is the source of this 558-nucleotide messenger RNA. The record is from the annotation of a GenBank genome assembly. Lineage: Eukaryota; Metazoa; Rotifera; Eurotatoria; Philodinida; Philodinidae.
AUGUCUAAGGAUUUAAAAAAACCUGAAUUAAUUCUCUCAUCAACCGAUAAAACAGUAUUACUGAAAUUUAUACAACUAUUAGAAUUAUUUGAAGAAGCAACAAUGGAUGCACAAGGUGAAAAUCAUGCUACUAUUAGUUGUGUAGCGCCUUUUAACUGUACACUCUCACAUGUCUGUGUUAUGUCCGAUCACACAAUGACAUCUUCAAAAAUCGAAUAUUCUACAAGUCGUCGUACUAACAAAAUGCGUCAUGCACAGUCUACAACAGCAUCCACUCGAUUAAUAAACAAAGAGUCCAUCAAAAAUGAUAUUUUUGAAAUUAUUUCAAAUGAUAAUCAUGUGAAACAGCAAAUUCAAGCAUUGCGUGGUAAUUAUGGACCAGAGAACGUUGUUAAUAUACUGCAAGAUGCGGUUUCUGACAAGAAUGCUCGUGAGCGAAAUUCACGACAGAAAAAUCUUCGUUUUCUUGGUAUGAAAGAUCAAGGUGAUAUUGCUGUAUCGAUUGUGCAGGGGGCUGAGAAGAUUGGCUUGGAUAUUAAAAAAGAAGAUAUUGAGUAA